ACGCCUCUUGGCUUUCUUUUAUAUACCUUCCUCCGCCCCGGGGCAUUUUCUUCUCCACAAUCCGUGGACGUCCAUUUUCAUCUCUAUCCCAAUCUCGACUUAUAGCAUUGCCCACGUUGACCGAGGGCAAGGGACGCUUCACACCCUUCGCUUGCUGAUUCCGCCGGCACUUCGCUCCUCAGUUCCACCUUCACACCCCCAGCCAUGGCCGACGAGGGCAAGCUUCCCUUUGCUCCCGAGUAUGCCUCGUACAACUGGACGGGAGCCCCGUCAGACUACUCUGCCCUUGCUACAAACGAGCUGGGCGGAAACUCAAGGGUGGAAAACCUGAACAAAUGGUACCAGGCCGGUGACCAAGCCUACAUUAUUGUCGCGUCUGCUAUGGUCAUGCUCAUGAUCCCCGGUCUCGGUUUCCUCUACUCCGGUCUCGCUCGUCGCAAAUCCGCCCUUAGUAUGAUCUGGGCCUGUAUGGGUUCCUUCUGCGUCGUUACCUUUCAAUGGUACUUCUGGGGUUACUCAUUGGCCUUCUCUCCAACUGCUACCAACGGAUACAUUGGAAACUUGCGCAACUUUGGUUUGAUGAAGGUUUUGGCCGAUCCCAGCCCUGGGUCGCCCCUGGUUCCCAACCUUCUCUACGCCUUCUAUCAGAUGCAAUUCUGCGGAGUUACAGCUGCCAUUAUUAUGGGAGCAGUCGCUGAGCGUGGCCGCUUGCUUCCCGCCAUGGUCUUCACCUUCGUCUGGGCUACAAUUGUCUACUGCCCCAUCGCCUGCUGGACUUGGAACGUUAACGGCUGGGCCUUCAACUAUGGUGUGCUGGAUUACGCUGGUGGUGGACCCGUCGAAAUCUGUUCCGGUCUAUCGGCGCUCGCCUACUCGAUGGUUCUCGGCCGUCGCCAGGAACGCAUGAUGCUCAACUUCCGCCCGCACAACGUCUCUCUCAUCCUGCUUGGAACCGUCUUUCUUUGGUUUGGAUGGCUCGGGUUCAACGGCGGCUCGUCCUUCGGUGCUAACUUGCGCGCCACCAUGGCAUGCUGGAACUCCAACUUGACUGCCGCCUUCGCGGCGAUUACAUGGGUGGUUUUGGAUUGGCGCUUGGCUCGUAAAUGGUCAAUGGUUGGUUGGUGUUCGGGUACCAUCUCUGGCCUUGUGGCUGCGACCCCUGCUUCCGGUUUCCUUCCUCCUUGGGCCAGUGUUAUCCUCGGUAUUGUUACUGGCAUCGUCUGCAACUAUGCAACUAAGGUGAAAUUCUGGAUCCGUAUUGAUGACUCUAUGGAUGUGUUCGCCGAGCACGGUGUCGCCGGUAUCGUCGGUCUCAUCUUCAACGCUCUUUUCGCUGAUGACGCUAUUGUUGGACUGGACGGAGUUAACACCGGUUCCGAAAUGGGUGGUUGGAUCAUUCAUAACUGGAAGCAGCUGUAUAUCCAAAUUGCCUUCAUUGUCGCUGCGUCCGCCUAUUGUUUCGUCGUAUCCGCUAUCAUUGCUUAUGCGAUCAAUGCUAUCCCCGGCCUGAAGCUCCGCGCCUCAGAAGAAGCCGAACUCCUCGGUAUGGACGAUGACCAGCUCGGCGAAUUCGCAUAUGACUAUGUCGAGGUUCGUCGUGACUACCUCGCCUGGACCCCCCAACAACACGACCAACAUGCAGACGGCCAUCAGGUCCCUGUGGCCGCGCGCUACGGCAUUGGUGAACAUAGUGACAUGAUGAUAGACGGCGAAACCCCAACCGCGAACAGCCGUGGUAGCGAAGUGUCAGACAUCCAAGAAAUCAACACCAAAGAACAACCACCACACCCGUUCCCAGUCGACAAUGAGAAAGCGGUUUCCGAUUCAUAGUCGGGCCAUUUCCAAUUUUUGGACUUUGGCUAGCCCGAAUUUUUCUUUUUACUUCAUUCUUGUUUACGUCCGAGAUAUCCACUUCUGUUUGUUUUCCUCAUUUUGGCUGAGCCAUUUCUCUUUUAUCCAACCGGAUUUGUAUUCUUUUUCUAGACCGAGUUUGUGUGUUUCAGCAGGCGUUGAUUUCUUUUUACCGCUUCAGCUUUUAUCUUUGAACGAAUGCUUAUGGGUCUGGGAUUUGGGACCUGAUCACUGGCUGAUAUUGAAUUGUCAUACGUUGUAUAUACUAAUACGAGGAGUCGCGGGUUGUUCAUGGGUUGAUAUUGAAAACUCCAGGA
Molecule: messenger RNA, 2168 nt
Organism: Aspergillus versicolor CBS 583.65
Lineage: Eukaryota; Fungi; Ascomycota; Eurotiomycetes; Eurotiales; Aspergillaceae
Product: ammonium transporter
Exons: 4
Coding region: 205-1830 (541 amino acids)
Biological process (GO): ammonium transmembrane transport
Cellular component (GO): plasma membrane
Molecular function (GO): ammonium channel activity
Source: RefSeq, a predicted model, not a curated record